AUCACCGUUUGAUUAGUAUACUUAUACCUAAAUCAGCGACUCUUUCAAUCAGCAUGAAUAGCUCUGAGUCCGUGCCAUCCAACGCCGACCAGGCAAAAAUCGGGCACAAUGCUAGCAACCGGCGCGAGAGCUUCAGUUCCCAGAACUCGCAGACUGCGAAAGAGUUCAUCGAGAGUCAGAUGCAACUCGAAGCCGAUGCACGCGAAGUCUUGCCUUAUUCAUUCGACUCCUGCACGAAAGCCUUAGGACCACUGCGACAGACUUUAUACGCUUGUUUAACCUGCAAUCCUCCUCCCAAAACCGCCGAUGCGCCGCACAGCGCAGCAGGAGUAUGCUACUCCUGUUCCAUCGCCUGCCAUGGCGAACACACGCUCGUUGAACUAUUUAACAAAAGAAACUUUGUCUGUGAUUGUGGUACGACUCGCGUGCCAUCUUCUGCUCCAUGCAUGCUGCGCAAUGAUCCCAAGACCGGUACGAAGGGUGUCCAUUCUGAAGAACCGCAUCCCGAGAACAAAUACAACCAGAAUUUCCAUAACAAGUUCUGUGGUUGUAGUGAAGACUAUAACGCGGAAGAAGAAAAAGGAACGAUGUUUCAGUGUCUUGGACUGGGAAAUGCUGAAUCGGGCGGCUGUGGCGAAGACUGGUGGCAUCCAGAAUGUCUUAUCGGGCUGCCGCGGGGUUGGUAUAAGGACUUCAAAAAAGACGCGGGUGAGAAUGGUCUGACUGAAGAUGAUGAAGAGACGCCACUUCCUCCGGGAUUCCCAGGGGAAGACGAUUUCGAGACGUUCCUCUGUUACAAGUGCGUUGACUCAAAUCCUUGGUUGAAACGAUAUGCCGGAACGGUGGGCUUCCUUCCCCCUGUGUACAAGGAAGGUGGGUUGCCCAAGACGACCGAAUCUGCACUAGAGACCACGACUACAGAUGUCAAUGAAGAGCCCACCAAACCCAAGAAACGGAAAAUGGAGGAUGAGGAAGAAGGCGAGCCCACUGCGAAGCGGACCAAGGAAGAUACUGAGAACACCCCAUCGGACUCGAAGCCAGAACCCAACCCAGCAACAAAUGAGGAACCUACUCAGGCACCUCCACUGAAGAACAAGCAUGACUCUCUCCCCGACCCUGUUCCUUUAGGCGCAUUCUCCUUAUUCUUGAAAGAAGACUUCCGCGACCACUUCUGCCGCUGCCGCGACUGUUACCCCAAUCUCUCACCGCACAUCCAGUUGCGUGAAGAAGAAGAGACCUACGAGCCCCCGAUCUCUGAAGAUGGGGAGGCCAACGGUGGUGGCAGCACUGGUACCGGUAGCCUGCUUGACCGUGGUGAAGCCGCCUUGAGCAACAUCGACCGUGUGCGAGCCAUCGAAGGCGCAAUGGUAUACAAUCAUCUACGUGACAAAGUUAAGGAGUUUCUGAAGCCAUUUGCGGAGACGGGUAAGGCUGUGGGUGCGGAGGAUAUCAAAGCUUACUUUGAGAAACUUCGCGGCGAUGAACAGCACAUCCAAGAUGCUGCUGGCCAGGCGUCGGCACUCUCUAGUAAGGAUGAUAAUGAUGAUAAUCAUGAGGGUAACGGACGGAGAGAACAGAACGGCUACUAAAUGAUUUCGAUGUAUUUACUUAUGAUCUGAAUUUUUUUCAAUUUCUUCUCAUCUUUGUUUGACAUUUGGCAUUGGGUUUGGGGCAGGUGGGAAACAGGGAUCUUGGGCGCGAAUGUGGGAAUGCAUCUUGAUUGUCUCGUUUACGAUAUCAUAGAUAAAUAUUCGGCAUAUCCGUUUA
Molecule: messenger RNA, 1767 nt
Organism: Aspergillus caelatus
Lineage: Eukaryota; Fungi; Ascomycota; Eurotiomycetes; Eurotiales; Aspergillaceae
Product: putative metaphase-anaphase transition protein (Mlo2)
Exons: 4
Coding region: 54-1589 (511 amino acids)
Cellular component (GO): cytoplasm
Molecular function (GO): zinc ion binding; ubiquitin protein ligase activity
Source: RefSeq, a predicted model, not a curated record